GGUAUAGAUAGCGCGAAGCGCGAACUGGUCACGGUGAAACCCUGGUUUUCGUUUCUCUCUUCCCUCGUCAACUUCGAGCUCACGACAACAUAAGAUUCGAACGAACACGCCGUUGAACCACCGCCACAACCUCCACCACCGCACUUUUAAUUUGACGAAAUUGCUCCUCGCGGCUGUGUUCUCAGGGAGGAAAGGAGAGAGGAGCUGCGUCGCGCGCACAACACCCCCCCCCCCUCGGCGGGCGUUUCUUCCGAUCAUCGUUUCGUCCAAAAUUUUGAAUUUUAAAAAUAAAUUAGUCGCGAUUAAACUCGCCAUGUCGAUUAGGGAGCUGCGGAGCUCUACGGUUUCGGUCAAUUUGUUCACCUUCUGCGUUUUCCUCAGCUGCUUUCCAGGAUUUAUAUUAUCGGCGAUCGUGACGCUGGAUUCGAUAGUGAUAUACAACACGCAUGAAUUGAUAAAGGCUGUGAAACCGAAGGUGUAUUUCCAAUGCAUAGGGGGGAACAAGACGAAUUUUCCAGACGUGAAGGAGAAGAACGUCAGGUAUAAUUUCAACGGCGAAGAGUCUUGGCAGCCUCUGACAGAGUUUUCGGGUAAGAAGUGCAAGCGAUGUGGAUUGUAUGAGGCGGAUACCUUUAAACCAGAUGACAAAUUCGAUGAGUGGGAGUUGUGUCCUUCUGACUUCAAUGCUUCUGAUGGGAAAUAUGUGCGGUUCAAGAACAAGGAAUUCAACAUUACGUUUUGGUGCCCAAAGUGUGUACCUGAUAUACCUGCUUCAAGUUCCACCACUGCGCCGGACAAAGAAGAAAAGGAGAAGGGAAUGCAUGUUGUUCUAAUACUUUUAAUUGUUGUAGCCGUUUUAGCAGUGUGUAUUGUCGUUGGCUUUGCUGUGUACAAGUACUGGCAAAAGAAGAAGAGAGAGCAAGAUCAGGCUCGGUUCCUAAAACUGUUUGAAGACGGGGAUGAUAUUGAAGAUGAAAUGGGGCUUGACCAUAUAAUCUGAUUAUAAACAGGUUUAUCUUACAUAAAUUUUGUUGUUGUAAAAAGAAAAGGAGAACAAAGUUAAAGUUAGAAAUAUACUGUGCAGCGCUUUACUGUA
Messenger RNA from Pyrus x bretschneideri (Chinese white pear), 1096 nucleotides. RefSeq lists its product as uncharacterized. The record is from RefSeq and is a predicted model, not a curated record. NCBI's taxonomy places the organism in Eukaryota, Viridiplantae, Streptophyta, Magnoliopsida, Rosales, Rosaceae. The transcript is spliced from 4 exons. The coding region runs from base 314 to 1000 and encodes 228 amino acids.